This is a messenger RNA of Cladocopium goreaui, 593 nucleotides long. Lineage: Eukaryota; Dinophyceae; Suessiales; Symbiodiniaceae. The record is from the annotation of a GenBank genome assembly.
GAGAGAGAGAGAUAUAUCUAUCUAUCUAUCUAUCUAUCUUUCUAUCUAUCUAUCUAUCUAUGGAUGAAUGGAAAAUCCGAUUUUGUACUAUCCAUAACUGGGGAUGAUCCUCCAGCCCUGUGGAGGUUUGUUUCUUUGGUCCCAACGGCGCAGUGUGACGCCCAACGCAGGGAUGGCGACCUUUAUGGCUCCGGCUUCAUUCUUUACCGUGGUUCAUCUGAGCAUCGGCAAACCCGGUGGGGACUUGGUUGGCCUAGCGAUCUUUGCAGAUAGUACAAUCUCCUUCUGGAUGACCUUGGUGCUCCUGUGGCUGAGGCGUUCUCUUUGGGCCACCAGCUUUCACCCCAGCUUCGUGUCCUUUACCUUUCCCCUGGCGUCCACUGCUACAGCAGCAUUGUUGGCUCAGGUGCACCUGCCCUCCGUAUCUUCGCCCAUGCUGGAGAUCUACGGCAAGGUACUGCUGUACGUCAGCACCAUGGUGAUCCUUGCGGUGCAACUGCGGUUCGUCUACUUCUUGGUGGAGUUGCGGCAGAAGCAGAAGUGACGGCAGGGAAAAAACGCCAAUGUCGUGAAGUUGAAGUCAAUGAAAACAA